UGCACUUCACUCGAGAAUCGCGAGCGCGAGAAGGAAGGGCGCGAGUCGUCACGAGACUAGUUUAUUCCUUAAUUUUACGGAAAUGAGUGGUAGUUACACAAUCUCACAGCUCCAUAAAUACGAGCCACCAAAGUGGGCCUCAUCGCUGAAAAAUAUUCCACAGCACUUUGUAAAGCUUGCCCAAAGGGACACUCCAAUCCACCAGUGGAACAUUCCAAAUGUCCCGAAAGAAUUUUCACUGUAUAUCAAAAGGGAUGAUCUGACAGGAUGUGCAUUGUCUGGAAAUAAGGUUCGUAAGUUGGAGUUUGUUUUGGCUGAUGCCUUAGGAAAGAAGUGUAACACUGUGCUUACAUGUGGUGGCAUCUCUUCCAAUCAUUGUAGAACUACUGCAGUUGCUGCGAGACAGCUUGGCUUGAAAUCUUACUUGUUUCUAAGAAGUUCCGAACAGACUACUGCUACAGACGUUGGAUCUAAAGGCAAUGUUCUUUUGAGUAGAAUGGUUGGAAGUCAUGUCAUCCUUGUUCCUGAACUCAAAUAUAAAUCAGGCCUCAAACCAAUGAUGGAGAAAAUGGCAGAAAAGUUAAAACAGCAGGGUUCAGCCCCAUAUGUUAUAGAGGUUGGGGGUUCUUCAUAUGUGGGCAUGUUUGGUUACCUGACAGCAUUCCAGGAAAUGAUGAAUCAGAAUAUCUUGGAGAAUUUUGAUGACAUUGUAAUGACAGUGGGCAGUGGAGGAAGUGCAGCAGGAAUUGCCAUUGCUAAUUACCUAACAGGAUCAAAACUCAAGUGCCAUGCUGUGAAUGUGUAUGAUAAUGACGCAUAUGUUUACCACAAAAUAAAUGAAGAUCUUAGGGCAGGAGGACUUGAUGUUCAAGCAGAAGAUAUCAUCGAUAUCAUUGGAGGAUACUUUGUGCCGGGAUAUGGUAUAUCCUCUAACGAAGACCUUGAAAAAAUUAUGGAAAUCUCCAGCACUACAGGAGUAUUGGUUGACCCAGUGUACAACUUUAAGGCAGUCAAAGGACUGCUAAGCGAGAUGACAAACAAUCCCAGCAGAUUUAAAGGAAGAAGAAUUCUCUAUAUUCACACUGGAGGAGUGUUUGGUUUAUUUGACGGCAGAAUGGAUUCGUUAAUCACAAGCUCAGAAUCGUCAAAUGGCAUCCACAGGUGGAGAGACAUCAAUGAUGCACCGCCGUGCUAAAAUGAACUUUUUGUAAAUGUGAGAAAUCAAAAAAGGGAAGAAGUCAAACCA
Messenger RNA from Orbicella faveolata, 1246 nucleotides. RefSeq lists its product as uncharacterized. Lineage: Eukaryota; Metazoa; Cnidaria; Anthozoa; Scleractinia; Merulinidae. Gene Ontology annotation, molecular function: D-cysteine desulfhydrase activity. The record is from RefSeq and is a predicted model, not a curated record.